Molecule: messenger RNA, 2128 nt
Organism: Ichthyophthirius multifiliis
Lineage: Eukaryota; Ciliophora; Oligohymenophorea; Hymenostomatida
Product: myb-like DNA-binding domain protein
Exons: 7
Source: RefSeq, a predicted model, not a curated record
AUGGAAAAUAUAUAGAAAAUUAGGCGCCUGUAUAAAAUAAUAUAACUUUAAAAAGACCACAAAGCAGACCUAAUACAGCAAUAAAAAAAACUAUUAAAAUAGUAAUAAGAAUAAUAAUAAUAAUAAUAAUAAUAAUAAUAAUAAUAAUAAUAACAAAAGUUAUAAUAAUAAUAAAAUAUAGGAUAAUAAUAACAAUAAAAUUAAUAAUAAUAAAUAAUUGAAACAGUUAGUGAAAAUAAUUUAAAUUUCAAUUACAAUGAUGAUAAAUAUAAAAACCUAUAAUUAGAAUUAAAUAAUAAAAUGUAAAAUUUAGGAAAUUAUAAUCCUAGUGUAGAUAAAAUGAUUAAUUUAUAUGAAGCAUAAGAUUAUGAAUUAAAAGAUAGAAUAAUGAAUUAAGAAAGAGUUAUUACAUAUUUAAUAGAAUAAUUAAAUAAUUUAGAAAGAAAUUUACAAGGAGAAUUAAGAAAAUAGAAAAUAUCAGUAGAUUUCGAGAAAGAUUAUCGAUCUAAAUUAGAAUCAAAUUUUAGGUUUGUUUAAGAUUAAUAUAAUUAAUUAAAUAAUGAUUUAUAAAAUAAAGUUGAUUUAUUAGAUUAAAAAAUAUAAAGAGAAGAUAAAAAUAAAGGAGAAUUAAGAGAAAAAUUAAUUUUAACAGAAUAAAAUUAAAAAGAAAUUUUAUUUUUUAUGAGAAAUAUGCAAUAAACAGAAACUUCGGAAAUAAUGCAAUUAAGAAGUAUGAUUUAAGAAAGAAUAACUGAAGAAUCUUCUAUAUUAUAAAAAGAAAGAGAAAAAAGUAAAGCUUUAUUUAUGGAAGUGGUCAGAUUAGGAGAAACAUAAGAAAGAUAAUUAGAAAUUUAAAGUAAUUUGUAAUCUUAAUAUGAAAACAGAAUUGCUGUUUUAGAAGCUUAGUUAAAUGCAGGUUAAAAGUCUGUUACAUAAUUAGCCCAGAAAGGAGAUUUAGGAUUAAAUUUUAUAAAUGAAUGGAAUGAAAAAUUAGAUAAAAGAACUUAGUAAUUGGAAUAAAAUAUGAUAUAAAUUAAUAAAGAAUUAGUAAGAGAUAAAGAUUAAAUUUAAUUAUUAGAAGAUUAUAAUUAAAAAUUUAAACUGAUGUAAAAGGUAUUUUAAGAACACUAUAAAAUGAUUAUGAUAGUAAAUUAGAAAUAAGAGUUAUAGAAAUAGUAAAUAGAAUAGUAAUGGAACAUGAAGAACGAGUAAGACAAAAUGAAGAACUGAAAUAAAAUAUAGAUAUCCGUGACAAAUUAAAUUAGGAGAAAAACUAAUACGAAAAAGAAGAAAUGAGGGAAAGAUAUUAAGGAUUAGAUGCCCUUAUUAGGAUUGAAUUUCAAAGAAAAGAUGAAGCAAUAAGAUCUAUAUAAUAAAUUUUUGAAAAUCAAGUAAAAGGAAUUUAAAAUGCUAUUCGAUUUGAAGAAUAAAGCCGGAUAUAAUAAGAAAAUGAAUUUAGAAAUGAAAUCUUAAAAAUGUAAGAGAUUUUUUAAAGAGAAUAUGAUAUUUUUAAAAAUUAAUAAUCUAAUAUUACUGAAAAAAUAACUGAAAUGAUGAAAAUUGAAAUUUAAACUAGAUUAAAUUCUGAUGUAGAUCUAAAAAAUUUAACAAGUGCUAAUAGCAAAUGAUAUUGUUUAAGAUUUAAAUAAUGUAAAAGAUUCAAUAGAAGUUUAUAAUAAAAAAAUAUAAGAAUAGAUUAAGGAAAAUAGAUUAGAAGGAGCAAGUCGAGCAGAAUAGUUAAGUCGAUAUAUAGAUGAAGAAGUUAAAAAAGUAGUUGAAAUAUUUGCUAAAAAACAUGAAAAAACUAAAACUAUGUUCACUAAAUUAGCUGAAUAGUUCAAAACCAUUUAAUUAAUACAGAUAUUAAUAGAAAAGAAGUCGAAAAAAAAUUAUUUAGUUGGAAAAACAGGCGAAGAUGCUAGAACAGAGACUUAUAAGCUUAUUGGGGAUACUUAAAAAGCUUUUGAUGGUAGACUUUUAGAUGAAAAAAGGAAUCUUGAAAUACAUAUUGAUACUAUAGCAUCGGCUAUGUAGAAUAGAAUGGGUUAGAUUCAAGAAGAAGAAAAAAAAGACUUGGAAUUUGUAAAAGAAGCGAUUGAUAAUACACGUAGAAAUGUGUAAUAAUAGG